Messenger RNA from Acyrthosiphon pisum (pea aphid), 896 nucleotides. RefSeq lists its product as uncharacterized. The record is from RefSeq and is marked predicted. NCBI's taxonomy places the organism in Eukaryota, Metazoa, Arthropoda, Insecta, Hemiptera, Aphididae.
UUUACUGUUCUACGUUUUCAUUAUUUUUUCAUUAGUUUCUUACAAUCUUGAACCUUCAUAUACCUUAUACCGAUUCAAAAUGGUUUUCUUCAAACAGUAUUUACUAACGCUUACAUGUAUAGUAAUUGUAGUUCAGGUUAUGCCUGCAUCUGCUACAACGGAUGAAGAAUUAUCACGCAAUGCUUGCAAAGCGAUUUUACUAUGCUGUGGAUUUGAAGAUACUAACUCAGCGAUUGAUGGAAUAACAAACGUGAAUUAUUUAGAAAGAAUACGUAAGAAUAUAAUGACAGAUAUAGGCAAGGAAACAACUGUCGUAUUCGAGAAGAUUAUUGCGAUAUUUGUGAAAAAUACAGACACCUUCUUUAACGACGAUGAAAAAAAAGCUGUCGCUAAUGAAAUAAAGGAUAAAGACAGCUACAAAAGAAUAGCGACGAAUUUAUCAAUAAAAUACAGACAAUUUUAUGGAAAUGAAAAAAACAUUGAAACUGUUAAAAACGGUUCCAAAGCACCGAUUACUUUUUUCUGUCAGGAAUUUAUGAACAGUUCAAACAAAAAGGAUAUUAUGAAAUUGUUUACAACGGCAGAUAUAUUAAGUCUAAUCGGUUUUUGAUUAAUAUUAAUUAAACUAUAAAAUACAAUUACAUAUUUUAUUAUUUUAUAUUAUAUUAUAUUAUAUUAUAUAAUAUUAUAUUAUAUAUCGAAUUAUAAAUAGUCUAAUAAUAUAAAUAAAACUAUACUCUAAUAAUUCAUAUUAUAAUAAAUUUGAUGUUUUCGACAAAAAAUAAUCCAACCAACAACGUAUGUUACUAAUAGUAGGUAGUAUAAAUUAUAAAUUAAUAAUAUAUUUUAUAUUGUAAUACUUAUACACACUUAAUAAUAAAGAUUUGUGUAUUUCA